Morone saxatilis (striped sea-bass) is the source of this 1482-nucleotide messenger RNA. Its product is annotated as 4F2 cell-surface antigen heavy chain-like. NCBI's taxonomy places the organism in Eukaryota, Metazoa, Chordata, Actinopteri, Moronidae. The record is from RefSeq and is a predicted model, not a curated record. Gene Ontology annotation, biological process: amino acid transport.
AUGAGGUUGUCAGUUCGGUUCCCCGCAGCUGCUGCCGUCGCUGCUGCUGCUCCUCCCUCCUCCUCCUCCUCCGCUCCGGCCGGCGUCCCUCCGCACGGAAUCCGGCCCGGUGACCGGUUCUCAUCCAAGAAAUCCCAAUGCGUCUCCCACCAGCACCCCGCCGCCACCACCCCCCAAUAUCCCCGGUCAGAUGUGACAGGAAGAUUCAAAUCCAGAAAACAACCGGGAUCCUCCGACCGGUGGGAUGCUCACAAGUCCCCGCUGCCCCUCCGCCGAGUCCACCGGGCUCCUUGUCCGUCAGUCGGUACCGGAGUUACAUCCAUCAUCCGGUGCAGAGGCGCUGUCCUCCGGUGCUCCGCGGCUCGUCCUUGCCGUCAGCGGCUCUUCGCGGCCCGUCAGGCCGGGGAGGAGAGGCGGAGAGGCGGAGAGUCGGCGCUCCGUGGUGCCGCUGUGAAGAAGAGGCAGAAGCGGUCAGUCCUCGGUGGAUUUUACCGGUAUUUCUGUGGUUCUGGAUCUGAGUCCAAACUAGCAGGGAUCAUCUGGACCCUGUCUGCUCUGGUGUUCUGGCUGAAUGAAGGCGUGGAUGGCGUGCAGUUGUCGGGGGUGGAGCGGGUGGCCAGCGUGGUGCCUUCUCUGUGGACCGACAUUCGAGCCAUAAUACAGAAUGGGACGAGUCCCAAAAAGAGAGUCCUGAUCGGUGUCACAGAGCGCUCCUCCGCUGAAGACGUGUCCGCCCUCCUCAACUCCACCGGUGUCGACCUGCUGAUCUCUAGGGUCCUCCUCCACAACAACAAGGAGCACGCUCAGUCCGUCCAGCUCCUGUAUUCGUCCCACAUCCAGACCAAGCUGGCCUGGAGCCUGGGGGGGAGGGCAGAGGGUCACCUGGCGUCGCUGGUGGGUCCGGCUCAGGUCAAACAGCACCAGCUGCUGCUGCUCACGCUGCCCGGGACGCCCGUCAUCAACUACGGAGACGAGAUCGGCCUGAUGGACGAGGGCACCAAGUUUCCCAGAAUGCUUUGGGACUCUGAUGAGGAGCUGAAUGGGACUCUGCAGGAGGAGAGAGCCGAGCGGUUGUCCUGUCGCAGUUUUUUCCGCAGUCUGAGUGAGCUUCGUGGUAAAGAGCGCUCCCUGCUGUUCGGAGACUUCUUCCUCCUCACUAACUCCUCCUCUUCCUCCGUGGCGUACCUGCGGCUCUGGGAUCAGAGCGAGCGUUACCUGGCCGCCUUCAAUUGGGCGGAGGAGGCGGCGGUGCUGCAGCUAACAGAUGCGCUGCUGCCCCGGCACGCUGUGGUCGUCCACAGCACCAACAGCAGCGCCCUGCCUGCCGACAAAAGUGUGGAUCUGACAUACCUGCGGCUCGGCCCCGGACAGGCUGCGCUCCUCAGGUUUCCCUACACUGGAUAGAGUUUGGAUCCUGUUAUCAGCUGUUAUCUUCUGAAAACAUGAUGAUUAAAGCCUCAUUUAGACACCACAAGUUAAAAU